CGGAAGUGGGAGGAGGAUUCUUAAGGGUGUGGCCCGGCUGGAGCAGUCCUACCACCUCCGAUCCCUGGGAAGACAGGGAGCGGGAGCAAUCUGUCUGGUGACCCCAGGGUCAGUGGCUAGGAACAUGCACUGGGAAGGGAAGAGUGUUGUUGGGUGGCAGGCUACUCCUCCUCCCUUCAUAGAGACGUCACUGGAGUCUGGACCAGGAGCAGGGGGAGGAGUCACCAUAAAUCCCAGAGCUGGCUGUCUGGGGGUCCCACUGUCACCUGGAGGAGCCACCUCAAGGAGCCACCUCGUCCACAGCUUUCCCUCCCCCUGUCAUGGCCGACUGCAGGCUAGGCCUUCUGCUACUGCUGCUGCCGACUGCCCACCCUGGACGCUCGAAGGCUCAGCACUGGUCCCAGGGCUGGUACCCCAGAGGAAAGCGGGCUUCCAGCUCAGCCCAGCACUCACAGCAUGUCCCAAGGCUCCCAGCAAGCAGACCAGACAAGGCUGCCCAUAACCUCCCAAGCGAUGCCCUGGCUCCCCCUGAGAACAGUGUGCCCUGGGAGGCCAGAACCACAGGCUGGUGGUCCCUCCACAGGAAGCAGCGCCUGGUGCAGACACUGCUGGUAAGUACAGAGAGAGGCCCAGGCAUUGGCCACCAGGGGCCAUUAUGGCCAAGGACUUGGGCUAUGUGGACAGAAGAGGGGGUAAUGAGAAAACACAGAGACGCCCCCUGCCAAAGCACCCUCAGGCACACAGCCAGAUGCCAUCUGCUAUUCUUCCUAUUUCCCAGAAUUCUUGGAACAAUUUAUGAUAAGAUACUUAUGUUAAAGUAAAAGAUUAGAAGUCAUUAGUGGAGUAGGAGGAGACAAUUGUGCUUAAAGCCUCCAUAAGUAAGACCAUAGCUGUAGCGGGAUCCUCUAGGCUUCUUUCUCAUCAUCAGGAGAACCCAGUGUGUCUCCCAGUGGGAAGAGAUGAGGAGUGUGAACUCACACUAAUAGAAGGGGCCCCAGAAUCAGGUGGUCACUGCACUAGCAAUGACUUGGUGAUUGCAGAAGACCGAGUGCAGAGAUGGAUUACUACUACUUUGCAAAUUUAUUUUAAAGUGCACCAGCAGGGCGCCAACUGAAGGAGAAAGUGGUAAAUUCCCAU
Molecule: messenger RNA, 1137 nt
Organism: Lynx canadensis (Canada lynx)
Lineage: Eukaryota; Metazoa; Chordata; Mammalia; Carnivora; Felidae
Product: progonadoliberin-2
Exons: 3
Coding region: 321-821 (166 amino acids)
Source: RefSeq, a predicted model, not a curated record